AUGUACCGAGAUACACGAGGCCGUACCCUUCAGAAAUCGACCGAAUCCCUCUUCCCCGGAACUAUCGUGCUAUUCUCCGAGGAUGGGCAGACCUCCUCCAUUGAACACAUAGGCCGUUUCACGGCCCAGUGUGGGGAAGCCGAUUCGGACGCCCAGAAGCUAUGCUUAUUUGUUCAUUCUUUAACCGGCGUCGCGUUCUCAUGGAUCAUAAACCUUCCGCUGAACUCAAUAAGGGAUUGGUCUGAUAUGGAAAGGGCGUUCCACGAACAUUUCUAUCAGACCAACCGAGAAAUAACAGUCGCCCAGCUGGCAAAGAUGAGCCAGGCAUUGGAUGAAUCACCUUGCGAUUACCUACAGCGAUUCAAAACAUGUAGGAAUUGGUGCCGCACGAACCUACCAGAGAGGGAGUUCGUCAAGAUGGCCGAGGAAGGCUUGGAAUUUGAAUACCGGAAGAAAUUCCAAGGAAACGAGUUCCGGGACAUGCAUGACUUGACCAACAAGGUGGACAGGUAUGCGUCCUUGUUGAAGGACGAGAUGCAGAAGAAGCCGGCCUCAAAGGGGACCUACUACAGGAAUCCCAUCGUCAGCUACGCCGAAGCAGACGGCUUCGCGGAGGCCGAGGGCGAGGAGGUAGAGAUGAGUUCAGCCGAAGUCAGCAUAGACAAACCCUUCGUUUGCAGAGGGCUUGUUAAAACUGACAAUAGCCGCACAAAAAUCCCCGACGCUAAGUUCGCAACGCGGGAAACGAAGGCCUACACUUUUGACUUAACAAGGGCCAAGGCUAUCUUCGACCUGCUAUUCGCCGAGAAAAAGGUCAAAUUGUCCUUCGGCCAUAAAAUUCCGAAACCCGAAGAGCUCAAAGGGAAAACGUUUUGCAAAUACCACAGUUCUUGGUCUCACAACACCAACAACUGCGUUGUCUUGCGAGACGUUAUCCAGAAAUUAAUAGACGAAAAGAAGCUCUAG
Molecule: messenger RNA, 966 nt
Organism: Prunus avium (sweet cherry)
Lineage: Eukaryota; Viridiplantae; Streptophyta; Magnoliopsida; Rosales; Rosaceae
Source: RefSeq, a predicted model, not a curated record